CGGCAUCAGUCGCGAUUUGCUUACCGUCUUUUCUGAGGGAAAAGGUCUCUAUCCUCGCUCGCUCUCUCUCGUUCCGUGAGAUUCGGUGGAAACUCUCGGAUUUGUGGACUAUAAGGCACGAUUCAGGGAAAUCCUUGUAGCUUUUGUCGUCAAACGAUUGAGCGUCCGCCUUCUUGCGGGCAAUCCACGGCAUCCGUAGCGCGAGAACGCCGGAUUUCUCCCGGAAAUGCGGAAUAGAAGAGGCCGGACCGGGAAAUCCCUCUUUUCUGCCUCUGCGUGUGUCGUAGUAUUGGAGUCCUUUGCAUGCUUGGAUUUUUCUUUGGCUUUUUGAUUGAAGAAAGCAGAAUCACGGUUUCGCGGUGGGUUUUCAGGCGGAAAGAAGCACGUUCGGCGUGGGUUUUAAGCUGCUGCGGUUUCGCCUUUGAUCUAGCCUGUCUAUGCCAAAUUGGUGGACUUUUUUUUCCUUGGUUGCCGGACCAUCUGGAUUUGUAAUGUGAAAUGGUUUGGCGAACCACGGUCGUCGGAAAAUCGCCGGUUUUGAAGCAAUUCUGAAAUUUGUGGUCGCUGGAGACAGGUCAUUUGGAUGAGGUUGCAGGGGUCGGGAGGCGUAAGGAUGAUUAGUUUAGCUAUGGACAACGGCCAUCGGAAUGGAAAUUGCCAUGUGAUUUCCGGGGACUUAUCUCACCGGAGAUUGAACCCGAUGCCAUCAAAUUCCUCGUCCGUUGUUUCAUCGUCAUCGUCUUCUAAUGUCAAUUAUAUCGAGCAUCACGUUUCUAAAAUGGAUACCCUCGCGGGAGUAGCCAUCAGAUACGGUGUCGAGGUUUCCGACAUAAAGCGCUUGAAUGGUUUGGUUACAGAUCUUCAAAUGUUUGCUCACAAGUCACUGCAGAUACCUCUACCAGGAAGGCAUCCUCCGUCUCCAAUCAUAGCCAAUGGCUCUGUUAUGCAAGAAAACGGAAACAGCAGCAGAGUCCCCUCAAGAUAUGCACCGCGAAAACUGUUUAAAGACCUCCCACCAGUUGAAUUGAAACCACAAGAAGCCAAAGUUUCUGCGGCCAUGAGCAGCUUGCAGGGCUACUAUGGCCUGAUGUCAUCCGCUGAGAAUGGCAGUAGCGGUGAUGAAGGAACAGAAAUGACACUGUACAAGACUAAGAGAGGGCAUUUCACAGCGGAUGAACCCCCCUCACCUGUCAGGGCAAGUGAAGAUGCUGAUUUCUGCCUAGGCAAACACUGGAAUUCCAUGAGCAUGCUGAAUGGGUUUUCUGCAGGAAGCAGUGAUGAAUCACUAGAUAUCCCUGUUGCAGAAGCUGGCAACAAUGAUACGGAGAGAUCAAAUGAGAAGCCAGUAAGAAGGCGUCAAAGAACUGAUGUCGACCCGGCUUAUGCGGGAUCAGAGCUUGGGGAAGACACGACCAGCGGUGGACUGUUGGGCAGGUCUGUUAAAGGUCUGGCGCUCAGGCUAAAAUCUGCAAGCAGAGUAAACCUUGCGGGUGCUGACGCGGAUUCAGCUAACAAUCACGCCCAUCCUUUUGGAGACUCUCUCUUCGCCAAUGGCUUUGCUGGAGUGCGCCGGUCGUCGAGCACCUCCAACCUGCAGGAGCCGUUUGAUGGCGCUGCAUCAAACCGAUCGGCAUCCAAGUGGACACUAAGACCCGACCUGCAGGUUCUCACAGCAGUUGCAAUCCCCAUAUUUGAUGGGCUGCCAAAACCCAUAAGUGGCAAGCGUAACAAAGCCGCUCUGGACUAAGCUUUUCUCUACACCAAAAUGGACCCAGUCCAACUACAGCUUCAAGGAAGCGAUUUUCUGGAAGGAAAAAAGAAAGAAGAAAAAUCGUCCAGGAAUGUCAGAAUGCUCUACGAAAUAGUUUUCUGCUAGAGCUUUUCAGCUUAUGAGUGCAGUAAAUGAAUGUAGUAUGAAGGAAGGAAGACGAAUAAGACGUCAGACGGCAUGUUUUGGUCAGGUCGUCCUCUGGUUCUAAGAGUAAGGAAUGGUACAUGUUCCUUAUUACCGGUUUUAAGGAGAGUUUGUUGCUCCAACCUCUUUUUUUCUUUUCCUUUCUACAAUGUAGUGUAAUUGUUGAUAGAUUGUUCCUGAAACUGGGAAACAAGUGCAGAUAAUGGAAAUUGAUUGCCGAUGCUA
This is a messenger RNA of Nymphaea colorata (pocket water lily), 2140 nucleotides long. RefSeq lists its product as uncharacterized. The record is from RefSeq and is a predicted model, not a curated record. The transcript has 3 exons. Lineage: Eukaryota; Viridiplantae; Streptophyta; Magnoliopsida; Nymphaeales; Nymphaeaceae. The coding region runs from base 584 to 1747 and encodes 387 amino acids.